Fusarium vanettenii 77-13-4 is the source of this 3057-nucleotide messenger RNA. RefSeq lists its product as uncharacterized. Lineage: Eukaryota; Fungi; Ascomycota; Sordariomycetes; Hypocreales; Nectriaceae. The transcript has 4 exons. Bases 46 to 2928 code for a protein of 960 amino acids. Gene Ontology annotation, cellular component: membrane coat; endosome membrane; AP-3 adaptor complex. The record is from RefSeq and is a predicted model, not a curated record. Gene Ontology annotation, biological process: Golgi to vacuole transport; protein targeting to vacuole.
UUAGAUCUCAAGGCGACGGCGCUUCUGAAGCUCAUAUAUCUCGAGAUGGUUGGGCACGACAUGUCGUGGGCGUCGUUCCAUGUCCUCGAGGUCAUGUCGUCGCCCAAGUACCAGCUCAAGCGCGUUGGAUACUUGGGAGCUGUUCAGAGCUUUCGUCCUGAUACUGAAGUUCUGAUGCUGGCUACGAAUCUGUUGAAGAAGGACCUUGGCUCGACUACACCGACCGUCAUCUCCCUACCGAUCGCUACUCUCCCCCACGUCAUCACCCCUUCGCUGGCGCUUUCGACACUGCAAGACUUGCUACCACGUCUGAGCCACAGUCAUUCGAAUAUUCGAAAGAAGACGCUCGUCACGCUGUACCGACUUGCCCUCGUGUACCCUGAAGCUCUACGCGCGGCCUGGCCCAAGAUCAAGGAGCGGCUUAUGGACCCGGACGAGGACCCGAGCGUUACAGCUGCCAUUGUCAAUGUGGUUUGCGAACUGGGCUGGCGACGACCAAACGACUUUCUUCCCCUUGCGCCUAGACUAUUUGAGCUGUUGGUAGAUGGUGGUAAUAACUGGAUGGCCAUCAAACUCAUCAAGCUUUUUGCGACUUUGACGCCUUUGGAGCCUCGGCUCGUCAGAAAGCUACUCCCUCCUCUCACCAACAUAAUCAGGACAACACCAGCAAUGUCAUUACUCUACGAGUGUAUCAACGGUAUCAUCCAGGGCGGUAUUCUCGGCAGCGGAGAUGAUGUCUCUGGAACCGAUGAGAUUGCAACGCUCUGUGUCAAUAAGCUACGAGGCAUGAUUAUGAUUGAUGGUGAUCCUAACCUCAAAUACGUUGCGCUCUUAGCAUUCAACAAGAUCGUUACUACACAUCCUUAUCUUGUAUCACAGCAAGAGGAUGUGAUUCUGGAGUGUAUCGACAGUCCGGAUAUCACCAUCCGAAUACAGGCGCUUGACCUUGUGCAGGGCAUGGUUACAGGCGACAACCUAAUGUCUAUCGUGAGCAGACUGAUGAAGCAGCUCAAGUUAUCCAUGCCGGCUCGGGAGGUGUCUCAGCCAGGAACGCCUCCAAAUGAUCCAAACUACUCAGAUGACGAAUACUCGGAAUCUGCGCAGCCCAAGUCUGAAGCCCAGGCACCUCUCCCUGACGACUACCGAAUAGAUGUCAUUGGGAGAAUUUUGGCAAUGUGUGCAAAGGACAAUUACUCGAGCGUAUUGGAUUUCGACUGGUAUAUCGACGUUCUUACACAACUUGUCCGCAUGGCACCGGCUUCUCGCAAGGUUGACGAUGAGGACUUGGGCCCGGCAGAGAGAGCGCGUGCCAACGUCUCAGAAAAGAUUGGCGAUGAGCUCCGUAACGUCGCUGUAAAGGUCCGAGUGAUGAGGUCAACUGCAGUGCGGGCAGCAGAGAUCAUCCUCAGCCAACUCAAUGGCGACACACCACCGGGCUAUAACAUUACGUCUGGGGCACUGAAAUCAGUGACCUGGAUUAUGGGUGAAUAUGCCUCACAACUGGCCGUAGCUGAUGAGGGGUUGAACAGCCUUCUUCAGCUCAUUCCUCGGACAACUACCCCUGAAGUCUUGACCACUACUCUCCAAGCUGUUACGAAAGUCUUUGCUACCAUAGUGGGAGACGAGAUGGAGCCAUGGACGGCAGAGAGGAAGUCUAGGAUUUCACUCCUCAUGGCUCGCAUUAUUCAUGUCUUUGAGCCACUGGCGUUGCACCCUAGCCUUGAGGUUCAAGAGCGAGCUGUUGAAUUCACGGAACUGCUUAAGCUUACAGCUGAGGCAGCCUCGAGUCAGCCUGCUUCGACUGAUGACGUUGAGCAAGAUCCUCCGUUGUUGCUCACCCAGGCGAUUCCUUCACUAUUCAACGGCUGGGAGCUCAACUCGGUGGCCAAGGAUGCACAGUACAAUGUCCCAGUCCCUCGAGAUCUCGACUUGGACGAACCUCUUCAUCCAAACCUUGCCAAGCUGCUAGCAGAUGGCGACUCUGUUACUCUGGUGGCGGACGACUCGGAUGAGUUUGAGGUAUACUACCAUCAGAAGCCACCACCAACCAGCAUCGACUCUUCUGCCCCAGCCAUCAGCAGGAUAGCCGAGCCUGUGGACGAUUACGUGGGCUCCUCCUAUCAACAAGCAGACGAGGACAGCUAUCUGGACGCCGACAUCGUUGCAAGGAGAAAAGCGGAGCGUCAGGAGCGGAACAAGGACGACCCCUUUUAUAUCCCCAGCAACGACACGCCCCGUACUUCAACUCCUAUUCACAACAUUCUCCAAAACAGCAACGGUCCCGAUCUGGAUAUCGACUCUAUACCUAUAAUGCAGCUGGAUCUAGAACGGCUCGGAACCCCAGCUGCCGCGCCUCAACGCCCCCAGCCAAGACCUCGCCAAAGGGUGGUCAUCGCCCAAGACGAGACCCUCGGCGGCAGCGAUAGCGGUCACGUCUCGGAGAACAACUCGGACAGCGCCGUCGCAAAGUCCAAAGCUCGUAAGCUCAAGCAGCAGGGUCUGCUGGGUGUGGACUCGAGCGGCAUCGGCUCCUUCAGCCUCGAAGGUCAGCCUUCCUCAGGCUUUGACUAUGAGCAGCAGCAGCGCGAGGAGGCUGAGAUGCAGCAGGCCAUGAAGGAGGUUGAGAGGCUUCGUCUCGAGAUGCAGCGCGCCAACGAGAGGAUCCAGGUUGCUCAGGGUGUUGAUGUCGAGGGUACUGUUGUCAAGAAGAAGAAGAAGAAGGCUGCCAAGAAGGGUGAUGAGGAGGGCGCAGAGGUCAAGCCAAAGAAGAAGAAGAAGAAGGUCCCCCGUGCUGAAGCCAUCGAGGAGCAGGCUGGAGGCGACAAUAGCAGCGUCCAGGGGGUCGAAUCUCCAGCGUCGGGAGAAGUCGUCGUGGCCAAGAAGAAAAAGAAGAAGAAGCGCGUGGUUGACAUUCAAGAGGGGGGAUAGAGGAUGGUGGCAUGAAGGAGGGUUGAUUGAUAUGUGAUAGCAUUGUUAUGGGGUUGGUAUACCUAGGUAGCAUAAGAUAAAGGGAUCAGGAGCAUAGGAGGAAUACAAAACCCACUGACAAUAACUGAU